This is a messenger RNA of Dryobates pubescens (Downy woodpecker), 2075 nucleotides long. It is a transcript of the gene CKAP2, whose product is annotated as cytoskeleton associated protein 2. NCBI's taxonomy places the organism in Eukaryota, Metazoa, Chordata, Aves, Piciformes, Picidae. The record is from RefSeq and is a predicted model, not a curated record. Gene Ontology annotation, cellular component: microtubule cytoskeleton. Gene Ontology annotation, biological process: negative regulation of microtubule depolymerization. The transcript has 9 exons. Bases 1 to 2058 code for a protein of 685 amino acids.
AUGGCAGCGCGCUGUACUCCUCAGCUCCCGGCCAGCCGCAGGUCUCAGCCGGCCUACCGAGAACAAAGACGACAAAAAGUUGAAGAAUAUCUGUUAAGAAAGAAGACCUUUUCUGGCAUACCCAUCCAGGCCAGCCAGCCAUCAGUCAGCAGCAGCAGAGCUAGAAGGGCAGCUGGCAAUAAGCUCCAAGACACAAUCCUGCUCUCAACAUCUUCAAAGCCAGAAAUGGAAAACAAAGAGAAUGCUGAUAAACUGUCAUGGGACCAGUCAAGUGGAACCUCUGAAGAAAAUGUGGUCAUAGACUCUUCCACAAUGCCACUGACAAGUGCCUCAUCAGGCACCAACUGCAAGCCUGAAGAACGUGCUUCCAAGGAUGAGGUCAUUAAAAUCAAGUCUCAGCAUGUGUCACUUAGCAAGACCUUCUUGCAAAUGAAAAGCAUGAAAGAGAAACAAUUGAUUGCUGAAAAGCAAAGUUCAAAUGCCAGCCUACCAAAGAAGUCGGUGCCUGGCACGUAUCGUGGCAAAAUCAUCCAAUCCAAGAUCAACUCCUUCCGCAGAGCGCCAAAAACUGAGGGGGGAAAUAGUUCUUUGCCAGACAAGAAGCUGCUUCCUUCUGCCACUACCAAACCAGCGGUAAGUUCUUUGCCCACAAGCAGCUGCCCUGUAGUUCUGAAAGCUAUCCAAGUUAAAAACUACUCCAGUUCUGUAAAGCCAAAUGGUGUUCUCUCGUUCCAGAGCAAACCAUCUGACAGAGCUGCCAUUGGCUCCCAGUCUGGCCUGAAGAAAUGGCAACCAACAUGUGCUGUAGCCCCCAAAAAAGUAACAGCCCAAAAAAUGAUGGGUGGCAAGCAGCCACCAAAGGCUGCUUCUAACAGCUCUGAUCACAGAGCACUAGGAGUGAAGAGACAAGCAAAUUGUUCUGAAGAUGCAAGACCAGGAGUUCCAGCAAGACCCAUUUCUGUUGCUGCUGAUACAAAGCCAGGUCAGCACUCUAAAACUAAUGGCAACAGGAAAUCUCAUCUGCCAACACAAGACAGAAGAGCUUGCCUGGAUGAAUGGAGAGCAUCUAGAGGAAGAGUGAUGAAGAGACCUCCUAUAGCUGUGGUUCAGGGACCCCAGCCUAAAAGGGAAGAAAAUGAAUUAUCUUCUGAUGAUUCUUUAGAGGAUGUAUUACACAGUGAAAAAGUCAACAAGACUCUCACAGUAUGUCUGCAGUUAGCUGAACAGGGAUGUCAAGGUGAUGAAAUACGUGCCAUGCUGGAAGAGCUGACUCAGAACAGUCCUGGCACUAAGAAGCUUGCAAAAUAUUGGAUCUGCUGCAUGCAUCUGGAGCGGACAGGUCCUCUUGAGAAGCUUAUUACUGUGUAUGAGGAGGCCAUUCUGGCAGGAGCCAUGCCUAAGGAUGAGCUACGAUCUGCACUAAUAGAGACUCUGAAGAGCACUGAAAGCCUUGUCAAGUCUCAGGACGAGGGAACUGCCACAGAAGCUCAAGAAGUAGUGGAAGUCAAAGAACCAAAUUCAUCUGUAGAGCAGGUUCAGGAAGCCUUCAAGGAUCUCUGCUACGAUGAUGACAACCAAAAAUCAGAGAGUGAUGACAAGAAGGCAGAAAGUGGAAAUGAAGUGAUCAAGAAAGAAGGAAUGGAUUUGGAGUUGAAACCAAGUGAGAAGUCUUUGCCAAAAAAGAAUAAAAGGCACAGGACUAAAGAACGUGGGAAGAAGAAAGUGAAGUAUGAGGCAGAAGAGCAGAAAGAUGAUGAGGUAAAAGACACAGCCCAGGCAUCUAAUUCUCCUGAGAAGGAGAACACCACAUCUUUGACACGCAAUCCAUCUGCCACACCACACUUGGAAAGUGUGAAGGUGCAAGAUGAAGCCAAUGACUCCUGUGACACAGACCUGAUCAUUUUAACCCCCUUGCGGUGCUCUCAGCGCAUUCGAGAGAGGCUGCGCAAGGUGACGGACACUGUCAAAGAGCAAGAUCUGGGAGAACUGGAAGCCACUGCAUUCAUCCAUAGUCAGAGCAAUGCACUGCAGGAAACAAGUGCUGAAGUGGAAGAGUAAAAAGCACAGGAGUUAAA